Molecule: messenger RNA, 1981 nt
Organism: Paramuricea clavata
Lineage: Eukaryota; Metazoa; Cnidaria; Anthozoa; Malacalcyonacea; Plexauridae
Source: the annotation of a GenBank genome assembly
AGAACUUUCAAUUCCUUGAAACUUUUUUAAAUUUCCUCAAUCUCCCAUGAAGCUUUGCGAGCGUCGAGCUCGUUCUUUUCCGCCAUAUUGGCAAUAACAAGGUAUUUUAAAAAUGUUUUUGAAUGGAAUCCCUUUCAAUCCCACUAUUUCUGCUUGCUUUUCCCCACUUUUGCAAACGGCUUUGUAAAGUACAACACUUCCUCUUUAAUUUCGUGCAAUUAUUUUUCUCGUAGAUGGCCCAACGGCUAACUUUAAGGCGACGUUUGUCAUACAAUACUAAUUCAAAUAGCAGGCGAAUGUAAGCAUACUGUUAAAUUUUAUGCCAAAAAAAUUGACUAUGUGAGGAUUUUAUAGUUUCUACGUUAACCUGUAUUUAAUAUUUUCUUUCACAUUUUUCUUUGAAUAGCUCUAAAACCCCAGGUAUGUUCCAAAUUAUCGAAUAUAAAAUCGUGACUCAUCUUCUUGACUUGGUAGUUUACUACCAACAAAGGAAUCAAAUGCUCGUAGCCAAUCAUAGGGAUGUUGGUGGUUCUGUUAUUUGCUUAGUGUGCGCAUUUCACCCCUCAGAUUUGGGGUUGAUUCCUGUAAUUUGCAGCUGUUGAUUAUAAUUUCGCCUCAGUUGCAUCUGAUUCAGGAAAUUUAUGAUUGCCUGACUCACUGACUGGACAGUUUGGAAAUUGCACACCAGAGAUUUUAAAAAUUUACUAGUACACAUACAGAAAGCAUCAAAAUUGUGUACUUGAUAUCUCGGUUGUGUGAUACAAACUUGACCUGAUUGGAAUGUUUGGAAAUUGCACACCUGCCUGUCUUCAUUCCAUGUAGGCCACACCGAAGAUCUUUUGGUGUGGGUUUCGACUUGCAAGCACGCAAUCCCAUCAAGGUUGACACAUAAUCAGUGCUGUUCAAGACUAACACCCGUAUUCUAAAAGCACACUCAAUGAGUGGAAGUUCAAUCUGAGCUUCCCUUGAGUGUUAAUGCUCACUAAUUUUUGAAUAGCUGGAGCGUGAAUAGUUGUAUAGUAAGGUACGACACUAACCCUCCAGCAAAAACAGCAAUGACACUUGAGAGAAGUUCAGAUUGAACUUCCACUCAUUUAGUGUGAGUGAGCUUUCAGGGCUUUCAGAAUCAUUUUUAGUAAGCGGCUGUGCGAUAAAUCUUGUAGCGGCCGCCAGAGUUCUGGCGGGUUUUGAAAGCCCUGGCUUUUAGAAUACGGGCGUAAAACUUGAAAUCGGAAAUUUUUCUUCAGGAUGAGGUUUACAUGGGAUACAGCUACCGCGGCACUCCCGAGAGAUUUCAAAAAUUGUUAAUAAAUACAGAAAAUAUCAAAAUUGUGUGCCCGAUACAUAAUGGGUUGUAUGAUACAAACUCUCCACACUGCCAGUUGCAUGUGAGAAAACUGCUUACAAUACCAAAUAACCACAGUUGAAUGUAUGCUUGGGCUGCUGCAGAGUAUAUUACAAGUCCAUGUGACCUUGUCUUUUACUCCAAUGCGAUACUACUGACCACUUAACAGUUUUACUGUCACUUUCAAGGUGGCAAACUUGUUUACCUUUACACAAAGAAGCGGGGCAGUGUGCCGAAAUGUGGUGAUUGCAAGAAGAAACUACAGGGGGUGAGAAUAUAUACAGCUUCGCUUAUAUAUGUGCAAAUAUUGUGCUACUAAGAGGCUAUUUUAUGUGACUGACUUGCUGUAUUGUUUUUAGCUGCCAGCUGUACGACCAAGAAAACUUAAACAGUUAUCAAAGCCUAAAAAGACAGUUUCACGUGCCUAUGGAGGUUCUCGAUGUGCCAAAUGUGUAAGAGAAAGGUAGCUAUGAUGGCAUUUUUUUUCUUGUUUGUACAUGAAGUACAUAUCCUGGUUGAUUUUUGGUGGUGGUCAGCUUUAGAAAUGCAGGCGCUUGUAAGAGCAAGAAAAUCAAGCUAUGUUUCUCCAUUCUAUUUAUUUGCCUCCAAACACAAGACUAUUGCAUAUACUAAAAG